Molecule: messenger RNA, 2064 nt
Organism: Kluyveromyces lactis
Lineage: Eukaryota; Fungi; Ascomycota; Saccharomycetes; Saccharomycetales; Saccharomycetaceae
Gene: RGD2
Product: GTPase-activating protein RGD2
Exons: 1
Coding region: 1-2064 (687 amino acids)
Biological process (GO): small GTPase-mediated signal transduction; regulation of apoptotic process; cytoskeleton organization
Cellular component (GO): cell division site; division septum; cytoplasm
Molecular function (GO): GTPase activator activity; protein binding
Source: RefSeq, a predicted model, not a curated record
AUGCCAUCAUUUGCGGAGAGCUUUUGGUCUCCGGAUUUUAUAAGUGGGAUUGAAGCGCUCUUUGGGAAGUUGCAUAAAGGUUGUGAUCAAAAUGACCUUUUUAUCCAGCUUUUCGCUUCAAGAAUGCAGUAUGAAGUUGAGUUUGGAAGACACUUGUGCAAUAUCAACAAAGGUGUUGAUGAGUUCGAUGCAUUAGACUCUACAUGUAACUCGUCACUAGCGGGUAUGAUUGGGCAAAUGGUGGAGGAAGGUAACCAUCAUUUGAAGAUCGCCUCUACCAUUGAGAUGACCGUUUUGGGUCCCUUUACAAAGUGGAGACAAGAACAUAAACAACGAGUACAAUAUUCAGAAAAGAUAUUGAAAACAAAUGCGAGAUCAUUCCUUAAGUCAAAAGGGUUUGUUGAGAAACUGGAGCAGACCUAUUUGAACAAAUGUAGACUACUCGAGGAUUUUAAAAGAUCUACAUUCAAUGAAGAUGAAUUAUCUGACGCUAUGAAAUCUCUAGAUCUGCAGAGAGAACAUGAAGCCAAGGUGUUGCAAGAAAAGGAAUACCAGAAAUUUGGUGUGUUUGGUGGUAUUGACUACGAUUAUAAGGGUAUAAAGGAAACUUUGAAACUUUUAUUGACAAAGCUACCAAAGCAUCAAUAUAAAGUUCCCUUCAUCUCUUUUACCAUCGAAAACACCAACAGUGGUAGUGAAAUCGUUGCUUUUUUGAUGACACACAUGUCUCUAAAGGACAUUGAUCAUGCAGAGUUGUUUGGUCAGGAUUUAUUGAACCAUGGUUUUAUCAAAUACUGCAACGGUGUUGGUACAACUUUCGCCAACUCGAAAAAAUUUCAAUAUCAGUGGAAACCGUACGCUUAUAAGUUUUGCAACCUAUCCACCACAGAUGCAAACGAUGAUUCCCUCAAUGAAGCUGAAAGUGGGAUAGUGAACUAUUUCCAAAAGAUGACCGCUGGGAAUGAGGCUACUUACUCAUCAAUUCAUCAACCAAACUUCUCCGAUAACGAAAAGAAGUUAUACAAAUUUGUAAGAGACGUGGAGGUUUCUGAUUCCAAGUAUAUGAAAGAAUGCAAAAAAUUGGAUUCGUUACGGUGUUCGUUUGAAGAGUUGAUUGUAGAUCAUUAUACAUUCAUGGAGAAGUGUGAAUCAGAUAGAUUAAUGGCAAUACGCAAAGUAACUCUAGACUUUUGUGCGGCAAUCGGAAAUACAAUUUCUUCAAUGAAGUUAACUAUUGAAAAACUGACCGACAGUGAGGCAUUGAUUGACCCCGCAGCUGACUUAUUGAAAACCAUUGAAGAAAACAGAGUUGGUUUCUUUCAACCUCGCGUCAUUCCGUACAACAACUACUAUAACCCAGGUAGUUAUCAAACCUUUGGUAUCGAUUUAGAAACAAGAUGUAGAAGUGACAAUAGACUAGUGCCAUUGAUUCUCUCUGCAAUCUUACUAUAUAUGGACCAAGCAUACCCUGAAAUGGAAAAUGAUUAUAAGAGAGCUAUUGUAUGGACAAAGCCUGUUAAACUUCACGAAGUUCAUCAACUAAGGCAACUUUUAAUCAAGCCAUUCAAAGAAGAGUCUGAAAUCAUCGAAAUAUUACGAUCUAAAAAGGUUGAACCAUCAACAGUAGCUAGCGUAUUCAAAAUUUAUUUGCUCGAAUUACCAAAAUCGCUUAUAACAGAGGAUGCGUAUGACAUUCUCAAAGUUCUAUAUCGAGAAUAUCCACCAUCAGACAUAAAAGAAGAAACCGAAAACCAAAGGGUCCGUGGUCUUACCACUGCAUUAUCCACAUUAUCAAAAUCCAAUAUGGUGACCUUAGAUGUGAUCACAACCCAUUUCGAGAGACUAAUUGAAAUCAUUAGAAUGAAUAAAUCUGAAGAAAGUCAAGAACUUGCAGAAAAUUUACGGGAUGCCAUUAGCCAAGAGUUUGCAAAUUGCCUAAUACAUCCAAUUCUGCCAACAGCUAAUGAACUUGGAUACAAAGUAUUUGAAGAUUUGUUGAGGCAUAGAAAGAAAAUCUUCAAAGAACUCAAGAGAAAAGGAUCAAAUCCAUCAUCCAGGGGUUGA